AUGUCGACCAGCACUGAGCUGCCGUUGCGCUGCCCGACCUGUGGAGAGGCGUGUGGGUUCGGAGAGCGCCUUUCCAGCAUCCACUCCUGCCAGAAGUUCUGUCUGAACACCAGACGAAGCUCUGAGGGGGGGCUGAUGUCCCUCGCCCAGCGAGAGAGAGAGAUGCCUCAUCCACUGCGCCUGGAGCUCCUGGACACCCUGAGUUUGGCGACCCGAAAGAUCCUGAUCCAGAGGGACUCGCCGUCCUCAGUGCUCGCGGUCUCCGUGACCUCCAGGGAGGCAGACGCCGGUCACGCCGUGGCCCAGGUGGGGGUCCCGUGGCUGGGCAGGCUCGCGCUGGAGGCCCGGCUUCAGCAGCUGGCUCUGGAGGUGCAGGAGCGCGUGACGCUCAGACUGGAGGCGCUGCAGGACGAGGUGAAGAGAAGGAGCGUGGAGGUGAGGAGAGCCAGGAGAGAGAGCGAGCUGAUGCACAGAGAGAAGCGAGAGGCCGAGGAGAAAGCGGCCCAGCUGGAGCGACAGGUGGAUAUAUCCGUGGAGAUGCUGGCCAGACUCAGAUACGAGCUGAGAGACAGAGACGAGCAACUCCGACGCAAACAACAGGAAGUGUGUGACCUGGACAGGUUUGUACGGGACACGGCGUUCCAGGAGGCGAGUGCUAAGAUCCGUCUGCAGCGCUUCAUUGAGGAUCUGCUGGAACGAGCGGAGCGGGCCGAGACGCAGCUGCAGAACAUCCACCAUGAUGUCACUUCCUCUCACAGAUACCUGGCAGGAAGCAGAGCUGCAGGGUACCAGAGGAGUUACAGUGUGUCGGGGACGAGCAGGAGAUCCUCUCAUCAGUCUGAUCAACACUACAGGUGUGAGCGGAGGCUUCGGACGCUGUCUGUGGGUUCGGGCGGUUGUGAGGGUCACUGGGACAGACAACAGUAUCAGCAUGCGUUGUGUGAAGGAGUCGAGGGUCCCGACAGCGGUUCUGACUCGCCCUGGCUGAUCCAACACACACACACAGACGCAGAUUCAGACAACUGGUCCCUUUACACCGCAGACUCACAGGACGACACACAACAGAACACCGGAUGCAGGACCUACAGUCGCACGGGUCAGGAUCUGUCGGGGCUUCACUGGUGUGUGAGCAGACGCAGGGAAUCGAUGGUGUGUUCAGAGCGUCUGCGGCUGAAAGCUGCUCUAUUCUGUGUGUUUAUAUAUCUGGACACGCGUUCCCUGCUCACCGUCGCUGAGGUGUGUAAGGACUGGCGCAGCGUUGCACGCCAUCCUGCUGUUUGGACCAGAGUAACACUUGAGAACGCACGUGUGUCAUCAAAGUUCUUGAUGACUCUGUCUCAGUGGUGCUGUCAGACUCAGUCUCUUGUUCUUCACAACCUCAAACCUCGAUCUCGUGGCAAGAAAGAAAGCAAAGACGAGUACUUACGGAGCACGAGGGGCGGGCUGGAGGCGGGGCUGGAGGCGGUGCUUAAGUCGGCUGGGCGGAGUCUUGUUUCUCUGAGCAUCUCUCAUUGCUCCAACAUCCUGACGGACAGAUCGCUGUGGCUCGUGAGCUGUCACUGUCGAGCGCUGCAGUCUCUCACAUACAGAAGCGCGCUGGAUCCGGCGGGACAGGAGGUGAUCUGGGCUCUGGGAGCGGGAUGCCGGGAUGUCACAACACUUCGGAUCGCUCCUCUGCAGCCGUGUCUGCAGCCCAAUCGCUUUAGCAACCGAUGCUUGCAGACGAUUGGACGAUGCUGGCCGAACCUGUGUCGGGUGGGAGUGGGCGGGGCUAGCUGUGGCAUCCAGGGAUUGGCCUCUUUGGUGAGGAACUGUGUGAAUGUGUGUGUGCUGGAGCUGGAUCACAUGAACGAGCUGAACCAGGAGGGAGCGGAGGAGAUCUGCAGAGACGGCCUCCAGCAGCUUCACACACUCUCCUUCCUCUCCACGCCGGUCACCGCCAAAGCCAUACUGCACUUCACAGGUGUGUGUGUCAAUCUCAAGUGUGUUAUAGUUCAGUUGUGUAUCGCUGAUUACUUCGAGGAUGCUGAAAACGAAGAAGCCAAGAGAUUAUUUGAGGAGAUAGUCAACAACCUACAGGCGCUGAGAAAGCGGCCGGGUCUGAGUGACGUCCUGCAGAUCAAGGUGGAAAACCCCGACAAUCACGUCUGAUGCGUUUCUGAUCCACUGUGACAAUCUUAUGCACACAUGCACAAACA
Pimephales promelas (fathead minnow) is the source of this 2198-nucleotide messenger RNA. NCBI's taxonomy places the organism in Eukaryota, Metazoa, Chordata, Actinopteri, Cypriniformes, Leuciscidae. The record is from RefSeq and is a predicted model, not a curated record.